Molecule: messenger RNA, 1801 nt
Organism: Carassius carassius (crucian carp)
Lineage: Eukaryota; Metazoa; Chordata; Actinopteri; Cypriniformes; Cyprinidae
Gene: aig1
Product: androgen-induced 1 (H. sapiens)
Exons: 7
Coding region: 146-835 (229 amino acids)
Cellular component (GO): endomembrane system; membrane
Source: RefSeq, a predicted model, not a curated record
CACGGACAGCGAUGCUUGUUACUAUAGCAACAAGCUCUCUCGCACUUCCGCCGCCUCCACCAUCGUCUCCUCCUCCCCACCGCACAACCGCAUCCCUCUGUCAACAGGAUAUUUCCUGAGACGGAAAUACGACGGGGGAAGGAAAAUGGCGCUCAUCCCAUCACAGAUCCUCAGAGUAGCGAUACUCCUCUCUUAUUUUUCCAUCCUCUGCAAUUACAAAGCCAUAGACAUGCCCGCGCAUCAAACAUACGGCGGUAGCUGGAAGUUUCUUACGUUCAUAGAUUUGGUCAUUCAGGCGGUGUUCUUUGGAGUGUGUGUCCUGACUGACCUCUCAAGCCUUUUGACAAAAGGCAGUGCCAGUAUGGAGCAAGAGAGACAGUUGAGGAAGCUGAUUAGCUUACGAGACUGGAUGAUGGCUGUUCUGGCCUUUCCUGUUGGUGCGUUUGUGGUGACUAUGUUCUGGACGCUUUACGUGUAUGACAGAGAUUUGGUAUAUCCAAGACUCCUGGACAACUUUAUACCUCAGUGGCUAAACCAUGGCAUGCACACAACAGUUCUUCCUUUUAUCAUAAUUGAGAUGAGAACAACACACCAUCGAUAUCCCAGCAGGACCUGUGGACUCUUCGCGGUGUGCAUGUUUGCCGUGGGAUAUGUUGUAUGGAUGUGCUGGGUGCACAGCAUGACGGGGGUGUGGGUUUAUCCGUUGCUGGAGCACAUCGGGCCCAUGGCCAGAAUUCUCUUCUUCAUCUGCCUCACGGCUCUGAUCAACGUCUACUACGUCUUGGGAGAAAUCCUGAACAACUACAUCUGGGAUUCCUCAAAGAGUUUGGAAUGACUGUUUUUCUGAUUUUGCAUAUUAUCCACCAUUGACUGGCUACAUGUGCACUCUGGAAUCAGAAAAGACCAAAACUGACUGAAGAAGACCACCACAAAUGUUACCCUGCCUCUUUUCUCUUCUUCUGAAUUCAAAUCAGUUGGACGUUGGGAGUUCAAAUCAAUAGUAUAUAUUUAUCUCGGUCUCCUCAGACAUUUAUCUCAUCCUCAUUACUGCCCUUAAUUUAAAAAAAAGCACAGACCUAUAUUGGCUUGAACAUGCAAUUGAAUAAUUCAUGUUUUAAGAGAACCUCAAGCAUUGUGUGAGCAUUGAAUGAUCUGUACUGCACACAUGCUCUAUUUGUGUGUCCAAAGCCAGUUCAACAAGCCACAUUACAUAUAUAUCUCGCAUCAGAUAUUAUUUAUUUACAGAGGGAGGAUUUAUGAGGGAAUUUGUCAUUCUUUGCCUCUUUAAAACAAAUAAGCAACACCUUUAUAUACACAGUAGCAUAUGGCAAACGAUAAUGAGCACAAGAGAAUUCACUUAGAUUAGUUGUUUAUGGGGUUUCUGAAGCCAUAAAUGUUUUUGAUUAAGAUGAGCAGAUAUUACCGCACGAAAUCCAAACAUUGUCAACUGACCUUUCCCUACUUGGUAACAUUUUAUAAGAAGCUCUCAUACGUUAACUUUAGCUAACACGAACUAACAAUGCACAAUAUAGUUUUUAAAGCAUUUAGUAAAUACAAAUAGUUGUUCAUUUAUUGUUUGUUAGUUCAUAGUACAUUAAAUAGUCAACGAGAAUGAAACUAAUGUAGUAAACUAAUGCUAACGAAUGAAGCCUAAUUAUAAAGUGUUACCUAUUAUUUAAAUGUGUUUUUUAUCUCAAAGGGAUGUAAUGUUUCAUAUCUUAUGGAUAUGACAAGCUUUUGUCGUUUACUUCACUAAUAUUUUGUUGUUUUUUCUUCUUUUAUUAAUAAAGUUUUAAAUAUA